Triplophysa rosa is the source of this 920-nucleotide messenger RNA. It is a transcript of the gene pmaip1, whose product is annotated as phorbol-12-myristate-13-acetate-induced protein 1. The record is from RefSeq and is a predicted model, not a curated record. Gene Ontology annotation, biological process: DNA damage response; release of cytochrome c from mitochondria; apoptotic process. Bases 153 to 290 code for a protein of 45 amino acids. NCBI's taxonomy places the organism in Eukaryota, Metazoa, Chordata, Actinopteri, Cypriniformes, Nemacheilidae. The transcript is spliced from 2 exons.
CUUCUAACUAUAAAUAAGAGACGGCAGCUCACAGCAGUCAACAACUUUUAAGGAACUAGAGCAGUGAAUUUAUACAGUCGUGCACUUGAAACCGGUCGUACAACUGACGGAACGCAUACUGUAAACAGACUCUCUGCUAUACUACUUUGGAAAUGGCGAAGAAAGAACAAGCCGCUGUCGUCGAGUGCGCGCUCCAGUUGCGCAGGUUUGGAGACGUGUUUAACUGGAAAUACAAGCUACUGGAGCUCAUCGUAACACUGAAGAACUUACAAAAAGACGAUAAACGCUGAGAAAGACACUAUGAGAAAGACAAAGGAACUGAAGAACGUCAUAUAAAACACCGGAAGAGGAUUCAUUUCCGACGAGUUGCGCUUUUCUGACCCCAGCAACAACAACAACAACAACAACAACAAAAAGGUGAAAAUGUGAAUUCAAGGAUGAAAAGAAGAUGGGGGACACAGUUUGGACAGUUUCCGGGCAUUUCGCUGUUUCUGAGGAUUUUUGGACUAUGUCGGCAAAAAUGUUAUUCAUUCAACAGGCUUCAUCGUCGAUGGCAGACUGCACUUCCUCUUAUGAAUUCCUCGUCAUUGGGACUGUUUUAUCGGCGAUAAACGACGAGCUCUCUUCUCAUCGUUGGGACUGUCCUCUGCACGCGGGGAGCCUGAACUCCAGCUAAAGCUUGGGAGCCAAAUAAUUCGAUUACUCUUUUCAUCUAGUUUGCUUACUAUUUACAAAUAAUGUGUAGAAAUGAGUAAUUACUAUACACAAAUAUGUAACCAUGUAAUUUUAAGCGCUAAGGCCUGUUUUUAUCAACGUACUGUAUCAGCUUCCUGACUAUGUAUCGAGUGCAAAUAGCGACAUCUUGCUGUUAAAUGCUUUUACGUUUUACGCUUAAUUAAAAUGUAAUGAAGACAAAGAAA